GUCUGGUUGCAUAACUUUGAGAAAAUAUUAAACGUCAAAGAUAAGCAAAGCAUUUUCUUAUUGGAAAAUUUGACGGGGAAAUGGAAGUACUUCCUUUAAAUUUCACCGAGAUUUGUCGCACUUGUCUGACGAAACCUUUGGAAUACAGAAGCAUCAAUGAUUCAGUAAUGGUUGGUGUUACUUUAGCGCAAAUGUUAAAUUCAUGUACUUCCAUUCAAAUUGAAGAGACUGAUGCAAACCUACCAUUGAAUAUUUGCAACUAUUGUAUAGAUCAAAUAUCAGUUGCAUACAAGUUUAAGAUUAAGAGUGAACAAGUUGAUUCAACUCUGAGGGCUUACCUGGAUACUGAGUGUGGUAACAAGGAUGAGGUAUUUUCAAGUGAAGAAGAGGCUGAAUCAGAUGGAGAUGAAGAUAAGACAAAAACGUUUGAUUGUGAAUUAUGUGAUAAGAAGUACAGGCAGAAGACUGGGCUGAUUCUACAUAAGAAGCUGCACAAUGAAGAGAAGGAGUUUUUAUGCAGUUACUGUGGAAAAUGUUUUGUUAGGUCUGUUGAUUUGGUUAGGCACAACAGGACUCAUACAGAUGAAAGACCUUAUUUGUGCAAAUUUUGUAAUAGAGGUUUCAAACAGAAAUUCCAUUUGUCAGAGCAUGAGAGGUCUCAUAUCGGCGCAAAGAAUUACGAAUGCCAAAAGUGCGGAAAGUCGUUCGUGAGGUAUGGUGUUUUAAUGACGCACAUGAGAACGCACUCUGGGUUUAAACCUUACGAAUGCACGAUUUGCAAGAAGAGAUUUAUCGCUACGGACACUUUAUCUAAACAUAUGAAGAAUCACGAGGAUGAACGAAAGCAUUUCUGCAGUAUUUGCGGUCAGAGUUUCAAUGAGCCACAGCAGUUGGAAGAGCAUAUGCGGGUGCACACGGGCGAAAAACCUUUCGAAUGCGACGUUUGUUUCAAGACAUUCACUCAAAAGGGCGGUCUAGAUGCUCAUAGGUACGCCCACACCGGCGAUAAACCAUUCCUAUGUGCGAUUUGCGGCAAAUCUUUCGUCCGAUCUGCGGAUUUCAAGAGACACAACCGAAUACACAGCGACGAAAGACCAUUCUCUUGCCCGAAAUGUCCAAAAGCCUUCACCCAGAGCUCGCAUCUGAAUGAACAUAUUGUAUCGCACACCGGUGAAAGGGUUUACGCGUGCACGGCGUGCAACAAGACGUUCGCCCACAGUAAAUCGCUGAAGAAUCAUCUGGUAACGCAUGGCGAGAAACUUUUUGCUUGCGCUUACUGCGACAAGAAGUUUACCAAUAACUAUUCCUUAAGCAAACAUGUUCUAACACACAAUAGAGAAAGACCCUACGAGUGCUUCAUAUGCCAUAAGGGUUUCACGCAGUCAGCCCAUCUACAGACGCAUAUCAAGAUUCAUACUGGCGAUAAACCAUUUGUGUGCGUUAUCUGCAAUAAAGCGUUUACAUUGAAUACGCGGUUGACGAUACAUAUGAGAACGCACACAGGGGAAAAACCUUACACUUGCUCGACUUGUGAGCGAUCCUUUACCACAUCUACCAUGCUCAAAGUUCACAUGCGUACUCAUACUGGUGAGACGCCCUAUGGGUGUCCUUCGUGUCCCAAGGCUUUCGCUAGAUCUGAUACGUUAAAUGUACAUAGACGAUCAAGCGGACAUUAAUA
Nicrophorus vespilloides is the source of this 1678-nucleotide messenger RNA. Its product is annotated as gastrula zinc finger protein XlCGF57.1-like. The record is from RefSeq and is a predicted model, not a curated record. Gene Ontology annotation, biological process: regulation of transcription by RNA polymerase II. The coding region runs from base 81 to 1676 and encodes 531 amino acids. The transcript is spliced from 6 exons. Gene Ontology annotation, molecular function: RNA polymerase II cis-regulatory region sequence-specific DNA binding; DNA-binding transcription activator activity, RNA polymerase II-specific; zinc ion binding. Lineage: Eukaryota; Metazoa; Arthropoda; Insecta; Coleoptera; Silphidae. Gene Ontology annotation, cellular component: nucleus.